CUAUAUAAGAGAAAGAAAGAGCUUUUGUGAAAAAGGCAAUGGCUUUAUCUUCAACCCCUGAUGAAAUCACUGCAUCAAUGGCUCUACUCGGUCUUUCCUCCCAUUCACCAUCAUCAUCGUCAACCUCUUCUCCAAGUACCUUCACUUUCGAAAAAAGGAACCAAGCGACAAACCAGAACAAGAAUUCACCCAAGCUCAAGAAAUGGAGAAAUCGGAUUCGCGAAAGGAACGAGAAACAGAUAGUGGAAAUUGAACAAAGUGUAAAGAAUAAUAAGGAAACUGAAGUGAAGAAAAUGGAGUUUUCUUCUUCUUCUUCUACUUCUGAAAGUUCAAAGAAGGAAUCGGAGAAAGCAGCGGCGAAGAUGAUCGGAGAAAAUAAUCCAGGGUUAAUAUCAAUGGAAGAUAGAUUGAUGGCGGAGCGUCUUUGUAAGCUGAAAUCCAUGGUUAGUGAGGAAUAGAAUUGUGAGGGUGAAUUGGAAAGAGCUUUGGAGAUGUAUGAAUCUAAUAAUGGUGAGUUUCGUGGUAUUGGUGGAGACCAAUUUUCUCAGAGGAAAAUUGAUAAUUGUUUUUGGAGAAGGAGAAGGGAAGAUGAGACUAACUAGGAAUUAUAGCUUGUUUCUGCUAAAACCUUCCUUACAUACAGAGAGCAACUUAUUUACAAAAAUGGGGUAAAGGUAGCAUAUUUAUUUGUUUUAAAUUUUGAGUUUUGAAUAAUCAUGCCAACCAGAGUUUGAAGAAAUAGUCUUGAGUAUUUGUUUUUUGAAUAAUCAUGACUUUUGAAUAAUUGUUUUUGUGAGUAUUUGUUUUAAAAUAAAUUAGAUCAAUCUCUUUGUUUGGUAGGCUUCUGUUUUAGAGAUUUAGGGAGGAAGACUUAUUAUUUUUUUUUGUUAUUUCUGUGUAAUCAUUAUAUGUUCACUAUAUUACUCAGUUAUUAAGUUUGGAGAAAGAGUCUGAAAAUCAUUAUUUUUGUGAGUAUUUGUUUGUUAUUAAGUUUGUGUAACCCCAAAAUAAAACACCACAACAAUUUAAUUUAAAUAUGUGUUUGUAUUUGUUUUAAAAUAAAUAAGAACAAUCUUUGUUUGAUCGGGUUUGGUUUUAGAAAUCUAAGGAAGAAGAAGAUUUAGUAGGGUAGUAUUGCACUACUAAUCUUUAUUAUUUUUCAAUUAUUUCUAUGUAACGAUUAGAUAUGUUUACUAUAUUAUUCAAUUACUUAUAAAAUUCUAAAUUAUAUGCAAUAUUGUGUCAUGAUGUUUGAUCCAUCUACUCUGAAAUUACAUAAAUGAUACAGGUACCAAUCUUUUUACUGUAGUAACUCGAGCAAGGAAGCGAUUCUUUUGGUGCUCAGGUGAACUUGAGAGUAACAUGUUCCUUGGUGUUGCAUUCUAUUUUAAAGCUUAUUAUACCCAAAUGAAAACAGGAAGAUACCAGCAAGACAAUAUAUAUGUAUAUAGAGAAUAGAGACACUAAUAGAGAGUGGAGAAAUGGACCAUUUCUGCAACUUAUUGUAUAUCACAUGAAAAAAAUAAUCCUACUUUUGGAAGGUAAGAACUCAAAGCUUUAAUCUAAACUUGCAAUUACUAGCUUUAAUGCUGAUUAAAUUAUUUGUGGUUAAACUGUCCACCACCAAUAGGCAUCCCCCUGUGACUUUCACCUUCCUCAGCUUCAGCUUCCCAAGUUUAAUUGCUACUGGUGCAUGAACCUUAAGAUCCAAUGGAAUUCGUCCGGUUCUCUGUUGCUCUUGCAAUGCAGUCAUUAAAGUAUUCCCAUACUGGGUUUGGCCUGUCAAGGCUAUAUUGAGCACUGUUUUGUUCUGGUGACCUUGGUAGAAAUUUGGUAGUGACCCUUCACAAAGCUUAGUUUUUGUUGACCAAACACUCAGCUUACCUCCUUUCUUGUAGUAAAUUCCAAUUUUCUUGUUUGGAUUGUUGGCUGUAAUCUUCACAUCGAAUUUGGCGUAGAGUGUCAUGUCGAAAUUGAGUCUUAGAUCACUUAUCUUUAAACUGUUGACUGAAUAAUUGGGGAGUUUUGGCUGGAAAACCUUGUAAAGAAUGCCUGCAGUGGCUGCAAUGAUUAUCAACAAGAGUACUAGGAGGCCUAUUGUCCAACACACACACUUGCAACAACAAUUUCUCUUUUUCGCAGGUAUUGCUUGGAUGGUAGGAAUGGUCUGCGGUAAUGGAGGGUGGUUCCGAACUGGACUCCCUUUUUUCGAGGCCGAAGUACCAUUGGGGACCAAAGGUGCUGUUGGGGGUGCUUCAAUAUCUAUUGCUGGAUGAACUCUCUGAUUUUCUGCCAUCACUAGGUUCUGAUUAUGGUUUGCCUUUGUUCAAGUUUCAUUUGAAAUAAUCUUAUAUAGGUGGAACCUGGAUUUCCUUGCUGAGUUUCUCAUAAAAUGGAUUUAGUGGAAUAUGCUGAGCUGUCCUGUAUAUAAGAUUGUUUCUGGGAUUUAAAGUCCUUACCUUCCUUACCUAAUGAUAAAAUAUUGGUCAACAAUGUGUGGGUAGUUCAGCUAAGUAACAAGUGCUAUUCAUUAUUUUCUGGGUAGCAAGUGAUUUUUCAACAUUUUCUGUAUCUACAUUUGGCAUAUCAUGAUAAUUUAUAUGCUAUGUUAAGUGUUUACAUUUAAGUAUUUGUGAAUAUUAAA
Messenger RNA from Cannabis sativa, 2644 nucleotides. RefSeq lists its product as uncharacterized. The transcript has 3 exons. NCBI's taxonomy places the organism in Eukaryota, Viridiplantae, Streptophyta, Magnoliopsida, Rosales, Cannabaceae. The record is from RefSeq and is a predicted model, not a curated record. The coding region runs from base 39 to 458 and encodes 139 amino acids.